Messenger RNA from Penicillium coprophilum, 1656 nucleotides. RefSeq lists its product as uncharacterized. Bases 1 to 1656 code for a protein of 551 amino acids. Gene Ontology annotation, molecular function: transmembrane transporter activity. Gene Ontology annotation, cellular component: membrane. The record is from RefSeq and is a predicted model, not a curated record. Lineage: Eukaryota; Fungi; Ascomycota; Eurotiomycetes; Eurotiales; Aspergillaceae. Gene Ontology annotation, biological process: transmembrane transport. The transcript is spliced from 6 exons.
AUGGAACGAGUAGAAAGUCAUAGUGAGCUCAUAAAUCACGAAGUCGUGGAUGAGAGCAAUGCUGGCCCUCAACCUGAAGCAGCAAGCAGCUUUUCGGUAUCCGAUGAUGAUAUUCUGCGCGCGCAAGGUCAUGAAGCAGUAUUCAAGAGAUCAUUCUCUGUCGUUGCAUCCCUCGGUUUUGCAUUCAAUAUCACGAAUGCUUGGGUAGGCGCACUAAGCAACUUCGGACAAAAUCUCAUAUAUGGAGGGUCACAAGUGGCUCUGCUUUCUGUUAUCAUUGCUUGCUUUGUGCAGUGGAUCAUAACCCUCGGACUCUCUGAACUGGCUUCGGCAUUUCCCUCAUCUGGAGGCCAGUACCACUUUGUCUACAUUAUCGCCCCCCAGAAGCACAAGAGAUUUGCUGCCUUCAUGACAGGUUGGAUGUCUAUACUCGGAUGGUGGAUGGUGACAUGUUCUGGCUUGUCUCUUGUGGCCAAAGCAGCCCUGGGGCUUGGUCAAUUUCUAUAUCCGGAUUUCGAGAUUAAACAAUGGCAUGAAUACUGCGUGUAUCUUGCUUCUAUCAUUGUAACAAUGACACCCCUUCUCUUAUGUCCCAAAAAGAUACCACUCAUUACAUCAUGGUCUUUAUAUCUCGCCUUGUCUGGAUUCGCCAUUUGGUUUAUAACCACUCUCGCCAUGAGCCAACAGACAAAUACUAGGUCACCUAUAGUUAGGUCCGGUCAAGGCACAAGUGGGUGGAACAAUGGCACUGCCUGGCUUCUCGGAAUCAUCAAUUCAAUGUAUUGCUUCGGUGCCAGUGACGGAGCAAUCCAUAUCGCCGAAGAAAUGCGAUCACCAGGUCGUCGACUCCCACAAAUCAUGAACAUGACAAUGGCCAUUGGCCUUUGCACAGCAGUACCACUAUUAGCAGUCCUGAUAGUUGCCAUGGAGGACAUGGACCGAGUAAUGAAUUUCGGAAUGCCUGCUGUGGAACUAUUAUACGAGGCAACAGGAUCAACACGGGUGACUGUCGCACUGAGCGUACUCCUGACAAUCAUAUAUAUAGCAUGCCUUCCUCCACAGUGGGUCAGCUGUGGGCGUCUUGCAUGGGCCUUCGCAAGAGAUCGAGGUACUCCAUUCCCCGAUUUCUUCGACAAGAUAGACAAGCAGCUCCAAUUCCCGCUUCGCACGACUAUAGCCUCGAUGGUUUUUGCUGCUAUCUACGGUGUCAUAUAUCUUGCCAGCACUACGGCUUUCAACUCUAUCAUUACCUCGGCCGUUACGCUAUUGAAUUUGAGUUACGCAAUUCCUCAGGCCAUCCUCGCUACGCGAGGUCGUAAGCAGUGUCUGCCAAAGCGGCCACUGGAUCUUGGUCGAUGGGGCUAUAUCUGUAAUAUUUUUGCUCCGCUGUGGAUUAUAGUCGUGGGUGUUAUGGUAUGUUUCCCACCUACUCUUCCAGUCACUCUUGGCUCGAUGAACUACAGUGGACCCGUUUUGGUAGGACUGUUUCUUAUCAUUCUUGUUUUCUGGAUUUUGAUAGGUGAUGAGUUCAAAGGUCCUAAUAUUGACUGGGAGAUGUUGAAACUCAAGAAUGAGGCUUUAAGCGACGCUUCGACAGGUAUUGUUGAGCCGAACAUCAACCGAACAACCUCGCUAGAUUUUUUUGUCAAGGCUUAG